AUGAGUAUGACAACACCGGUUUCCUAUUUGUUCUUUUCUUUCUUUUUUCCUUUUUGUUCUUUUCUUUCUUUCUUCCUAUUUGUUCUUUUCUUUCUUUUUUCCUUUUUGUUCUUUUCUUUCUUUCUUCCUAUUUGUUCUUUUUUUUUUUUUUUUUUUUUUUUUUUUUCUUUCUUCCUAUUUUUUGUUCUUUUUUUUUCUUCCUUUUUGUUUUUGUUCUUUUCUUUCUUCCUUUUUGUUCUUUUCUUUCUUUUUUCCUUUUUGUUCUUUUCUUUCUUCCUUUUUGUUCUUUUCCUUCUUCCUUUCUGUUCUUUUCUUUCUUCCUUUCUGUUCUUUUCUUUCUUCCUUUUUGUUCUUUUCUUUCUUUUUUCCUUUUUGUUCUUUUAUUUUUCUUCCUUUUUUUUCUUUUAUUUUAAUAUUUUAUUUUUUGUUUCUUUUCUUUUUUCCUUUUUGUCCUUUUGCUUCUUUCUUUCUUCCUCUUUUUUGUUCCUUCCUUCUUUCUUUCUCUAUUCACCUUUUUUGUUCUUUUCCUUUAUUCCUUUUUCUUUUCCUUCUUUUUUCCUCCCUCUAUUUUCUUUUCUUUUUCCUUGUACUUCCCCUCUCUUUUUCUUUAACUUAUCUUUAAUUGUCCUCUUCUUUCUCACUUCUCUGUUAUAUUUUGUUGUCAUUUUCUUUAAUCUUUCUCUCUUUCUCUUCCCCUCAUUUUUUUUCUCUCUUCCUCUUCAUCAUAUUAUCUAUCUCUUUCUUUCCAUUUAUCACUCCUCCUCUUUUCACAGAUCUCUUACCAUCAACUCCAUUAACAUUUUUCUCUUUGUCUCUCAUUUUCUGAUUUUACUAUUUUCCCUUCUUUUAUAUUUCAUCUUUCUCUACCCUACCCAUUCAUUCUGUCUCUACCUCUUUUUCACUUUCUUUUAUUCUUUACACAUUUCUCCUCCCACCUGUAUCUUUCUUUCUUUUCUUUUUUUUUUUUUAAUUAUGUCUGUUAUUCUUCAUUUUAUUCUCUUAUUUAAAUCUUUCCCUCCAUUUUUUCCUUCUUUUUUUCAUUUCUGUUUCUUCUACUCAUCUUCUUUCUUUGCCUUUCCUUCCAUGUUUAUCUUCUUUUUUUGCUUCCCUUCACUUUCUCCACACAUUCAUUCAUUCAUUAACACAGUAACACAAGGUCCAAAUAAAAACACAGCCGCUGCAUGA
Molecule: messenger RNA, 1185 nt
Organism: Acanthosepion pharaonis
Lineage: Eukaryota; Metazoa; Mollusca; Cephalopoda; Sepiida; Sepiidae
Source: the annotation of a GenBank genome assembly